AUGGUUUUAGAGAAGGGACAGGAAGGGAAGCUCUCUUCAUUAUUUUCUCUUGCAUGGGAUUUUUGGUGGAGAAGGAACCAAAUGAUUCAAGAGCAGAAAAGUAUAGCAGUACAACAGGUUAUUGAUUAUGCUCUUUCUGUUCAAAGGUCUUUCAUAGACUUGAAACAAUUGCAAAAGCCUAAGGUUCGAGCCUACUAUGAAUGGAAGCCACCACCUAUUGAUUGGUUGAAAUUGAGUGUAGACGGAGCUGUUUUUGGUGAGAUCAACAGAGCAGGGGUGGGGUUUGUGCUUAGAGAUGGGAAGGGUGAUGUUUUGUUGGCAGCUAGCGAGAUAGAGUUUGAAGUGAAAGAUGCUGAACCUAUCGAAUUACUAGCAAUCCUACGAGCUUUACAGUUUUGUGCUAACAUGGGAAUCCAAAGAAUGAUGGUUGAGUCAGAUUGCUUGAUGGCUGUACAAGUGCUUAACAAUGAGAUUGAAACUGCUGUGUUAGAUCCACUAGUGCAGGAAAUCAGAAAGCUUCAAGGGGUAUAUGUUGAGUGCAAAUUUCAACAUGUGUAUAGAGAAAGCAAUCGGGUUGCUCACAAACUUGCCCAGUUUACUGGGAAUGUUGAGGAUAUCUCAAUGUAG
This is a messenger RNA of Juglans regia (Persian walnut), 627 nucleotides long. RefSeq lists its product as uncharacterized. The record is from RefSeq and is a predicted model, not a curated record. NCBI's taxonomy places the organism in Eukaryota, Viridiplantae, Streptophyta, Magnoliopsida, Fagales, Juglandaceae. Gene Ontology annotation, molecular function: nucleic acid binding; RNA-DNA hybrid ribonuclease activity. Bases 1 to 627 code for a protein of 208 amino acids. The transcript has a single exon.